Molecule: messenger RNA, 1256 nt
Organism: Oryzias latipes (Japanese medaka)
Lineage: Eukaryota; Metazoa; Chordata; Actinopteri; Beloniformes; Adrianichthyidae
Source: RefSeq, a predicted model, not a curated record
CUUAAACAAGUUCUUAAGAGGAGCAUGAUGGAGGUGGCGAAGUACUUGUCUCGCAUUGGGUUCACUGGUUCUGCGGUUCAGCCCAGUUUGGAGCUGCUGCGGUCCGUUCAUAUCUGCCAUCUGCUGUCGGUACCGUUCGAGGACCUGACGGUCCACAGCGGCGGAGAGGUCCGCCUCGACCUCCAGCUCAUCUACGACAAGAUCGUGAACAAACGUCGUGGAGGAUUUUGCUACGAGAACAACGCUCUGUUCUUCUGGCUGCUGACUCACCUGGGCUUCCACGUAACCAUGAUGUCCGCGCAGGUGAGGAAUAACAUCACGGAGAUGUACGGACCCCCGUUCGACCACCUGAUUCUCCUGGUGACCGUGGAGGGGCGUCGGUGGCUGUGCGACGUGGGGUUCGGACCUUCAGGAUUCAGUGAUCCGCUGUCCUUGGACACUGAGGGUCUUCAAGAAGAGGGCCACCGAGUUUAUCGCAUCAGGACGAGUCAGGAGAUGCACUUCUUAGAGUGGCAGGAGGAGAACCGAGGAAAAGAUGGAGACUGGACAGAAAUCUACAAGUUCACGCUCAGUUCUCGGUGUCUGGAGGACUUCACGGAGAUGUGUCAGUACCACCAGAGCUCUCCCAGCUCCAUCUUCUUCUGCAAGUCCUUCUGCACACUUUUAAGGCCCUCUGGGAGGCUGACUUACAUCGGCCAUAGGCUGAUAACCGUCACGUUCCCGUCAGAGGCCACAGGUGGAAAGCUGGAAAGCACAACCAUAGAGCUUAAGGAUGAGGAGAUCCCUGCAGUCUUAGCAGAAAAGUUUGGAAUUGUCCUUUCCUCUCCACUCAUCCCAAAGGAUGAUCCCAUCACUCCACCAGCUGUUAGGUACUGAUGCCAUUAUCAUCCCACUAACUCAUUAAAACAAAAACUUUUUCAAAUCAUAGUUUUGAUUGUAGCAUGGUUGUGCCCCCUCUGGACAUGCCUGGUUUCGGAAGAUAAGCAGGGCCUGGUUGGUCCUUUGAUGGGAGACCUGAGAAUACUGCAAAUACAUGGAGGCACUCUUCAGGGUUUCCACGUGCAUGUCCCAAGUCUGGCUCAGGAAAAUUGACUGUACAGUAUCUGAGAACUGGACCGAGUGAGUGUGACAUCUCUGAUAAAAAAUGGCUCACUUGCCUCCAGCAAAAUGAAGUCAAUUCAGUUACCUUUUUUUGUGUGAAGUAGAUGCCGCUACAUUGGAGCCACACAUCAUAAGUAAAGUUGAAGUUAAACUAA